AUGUCGCAGCAGGAGGAGGAGCAGCAGUCUGCUAGCAACGGCAACAGCUGGGCCAACACCACAGAAUCAAGUCGGGAUGAACGAGCUUCCGGAAUAGGCUCUCCACCGCCGUUCUUGCGUCUGAGAGCGAAUGCUACCCUAGCCUCGAGCCACCCACGUCGCGCCUCCAGAGGCGAACAAUUGUCCGAUGGGCUUGUUCACGGUUCCCGCGACGGCUACAGGAACAUCAGGGUCUUUUUUGCGUGCUCGCUUGUCUCUCUCGCCGCCUCUGGAGCCUUUGGGCCCUUGGCUGUCUUCUUCUUCCCCUCCCCCACAUCCCCGAGACCUCAAACAUCCUCUUCUUCCCCCUCCCAUCCUCCCACUGCCCAGGUUUGUCAGGCUACACAAGCAGCGAAACAGGUCGGGCGAGACCGCCACGCCCGCGCCGAUAUGAACCGACCGGCCGGCCGAGCCGCCGUUCAGAGUCCGCGUUGGUGCAAAGUUGUUUCUGAUGGCGGCGGCGACCUAAUGUCCGCAACAUUCCUCCCCGGUGGCCGUUUUGCCAUUGCGGUUGAUGCGGGUUGA
Messenger RNA from Colletotrichum tamarilloi, 564 nucleotides. RefSeq lists its product as uncharacterized. Lineage: Eukaryota; Fungi; Ascomycota; Sordariomycetes; Glomerellales; Glomerellaceae. The record is from RefSeq and is a predicted model, not a curated record. Bases 1 to 564 code for a protein of 187 amino acids. The transcript is spliced from 3 exons.